Molecule: messenger RNA, 4096 nt
Organism: Paramormyrops kingsleyae
Lineage: Eukaryota; Metazoa; Chordata; Actinopteri; Osteoglossiformes; Mormyridae
Source: RefSeq, a predicted model, not a curated record
UUAUUAAACGCAGGCUGGCGAGGGGUGGAGACCAGAGUCGCGGAGAGGCAGUCGCGCAGAGGCAGUCGCGCAGCACACACACGAGUUAAUGCAGCAGCGAGAGGCAGGGAGGGGAAAAGAGGCAGGGAAGAAAAUGGGCUUAUUUUAGUUUCCCUCGCUACAGCUGGGCUGGGCUUGCACACUGUGUGACAGAGACAAAGAUUUGGCCACACAGACAGAGUGAGAGGGACAGAGGGGGCUUUAGUAUAGUUUAUAUCUCCUCCCAGGCUCCAGCAGGCGAGAGCAGCUCCUAGCAAGACGUUCCCAUGCUGCUGUGAGCCCGGGACAUAGUUCCCUCAGCAGAUCCGGAGCUUGGACUGGGAUGCACUGUAGUCGACCAGAGUCGGACCGGAGCAGCCCUCAACAUGCUGGGGAAGGACUACAUGCUAGCCAUCAUCAUAGUCAACUAUGAGGACAAUCUCUGGAAUGACCAGGACCUGGAUCUGGAUUCCGAUCUGCCCCCAGGCUGGCGGACUAUCCGAGACAGCACCGGCAAGUACUACUGGCACACGCCCACGGGAACCACGCAGUGGCAGCACCCAGCCUACGGCUCCGAGGACGACCAGAACACAGCCACCAGCAGCCAGAAGGGCCUGAGGUCCAUCGAGAGUCCUCUGUCCUCCGUAAAUGACAGAGACUCGCUGGCUUGGUCUGGCAAUUAUUCCUCUAACGUGGACCCGGAUUCCAAGCAGUGUUUCGCCGUUCGCUCCCUCGGCUGGGUGGAGGUUCCUGAGGAAGACCUGGUCCCUGGGAAGAGCAGCAUCGCUGUCAACAACUGUAUCCAGCAGCUGUCUCACAGCAAGUGCGAUGGCCGGGAUGCGCUGGGUGCGUGGGGGGAGGGCCAGGACAUGGUGAUGGUGCUGAAGAAGGACACGCUGAGCCUGUUUGACCCCUUAGACCACGGCCUCAUCCACUGCCAGCUCAUCGUCAACAUCCGUUUGUGGGGCGUAGGCUGCAACAAUGGCAGAGACAGAGACUUCGCCUUUGUGGCCUGUGACAAAGACACCUGCACACUUAAAUGCCACGUGUUUCGCUGUGACGUUCCAGCAAAGGCCAUCGCUGCUGCCCUGCACAAGCUGUACUCCAAGUUAGUGGCAGAAAAGGCCUCUAGGCACUCCUCUGUGUCUCGCUCGCUCACUGAGGAGGACACCUCCCCAGAAGACCUGCCCCUGCACGUGGGCUUCAUGGAUGCGAUGAGGCACCGGGUGCAAAAGUUCCAGGUGCAGUACGUGGGGAACCUUCCGGUGUCACGGGCCAUGGGCAUGGGCAUACUGAACCGGGCUAUAGAAACCGUCAUGGACGCCACGGAAAGAGAGGAGUGGGAGCCCAUUGACAUCCAUGUGACAGAAACGACACUGUCGCUGUGGAACGGACAGGGCGACGGGGAGCCCUUCUGGGAAUGUCAGGUCCGCUACUUGACCUUCCUCGGGGUGGGCCGAGACACACACACCUUCGGCGUGAUUGUGGAUACGGGCACACAGCAGUUCGAGUGCCACGUGUUCUGGUGCGAGCCCGACGCAGGGACGAUCUCGGAGGCGGUGCAGGCCGCAUGCAUGGUCCAGUAUCAGAAAUGUUUAGUCUCCCAGACGCCCCCUUUGAAGUCAAAGAUGGUUUGGGGCGGGGCCAAGUUGAAGCGAGCUGCCUCCAUUGACAUUUCUGCAUAUGAGUCCCACUUCCACGGACCGUCAUCCCCUAAGUUUGUUGGCUCCUCCGCUGUCAGGAGGGGCAUGCUUUCGUUCCUCGAGACCUUCAGGAGCAAGCAGACGGCCGUGCCUGCACCCUAGCUGCCCGGCGGAAGGACAUGGGAAGUGGCUGAUGGGUGGGAACAUGGUGGAUGGGGAGGUUGGUGGGGGGUGGGGGGUCGAGAGCUCGUAGAAUGGGAAACACAAAACCAGCUUUUGAAGUACAAAGAGUUUUUGUAUCCGAUCUGUGGUGAACCAUUUGGAUCGGGGAUGAGCGUUUGUCCUCAUUCUGUCUUUGAAAUAGGAGAGGCUUGGUAGCGAUUAAUUAGCAUUUCUGAGGAAAUUGUGUUUGUGGUACAGUUUUUAAAUGAAAUCCUAGGUGCUGUAUCUGUCACAUUCCAUACCUCCUUUGUCCUGACUCAAAGCUAGAAAACAAAGAGUCUUUUAACAGAAAACUAGUAGAAGGUGUUAAAAUGUGGGAGAAGUCAAGGAAUUACCAACAGAUGGAGUGUUAAGCCUGGAAAUGAGAUCAUAACCAUGCAAUAAAUAGGAUCAUUUUUAAGUUACAUGACAGGUAUUCAGAAGAACUUCUAAUUGAAAUCUAAAAUUAGCUGUUAAUUUAAUGUUUUGCUUAGCCUUAUAUUGUAAAGGUGUUCAGCAGUUUGAGGCAUCGUGAAAAAGGAGGAUGGAUCAGGUGAGAUCGUUGAAUUAAAGUAAGGAUUAAUGGUCCUUCCCUGGGAGAGAAUCAAGUCUAUGGAGCAGAUGCGUAUAUAAUGCAUCGACAUACUUCCUGAUUCUGCGGAGAACACAGACUGUGACUGCAGCCUGUUGCAUUUCUUUGGUGAAGCAGGACUGUCAUUACCUAUCUCAAAAUGAGCUAUGUUUGUGUCUCAUAUUAGCAGUGCCUGCUGUUAUAUGAAGUUGCUGUUGACCCCCCCCCUCCCCCAGCACCCACCCCACUAUGAUCUGAAGCUCCAUGGCUCCAGCCUUCAAUCUUUUGCUGUCCGGAGCAUCAUAAGUGACACCCAUGCAUACGGUCAAUGGACUAAUAACACAAAUAAACAGUGAAUAAGCAGAUUAAUUGAAUUUUGAACAUGUAAACCUGGGCCAAAAUAAGCUUCCACUGCCAUAGCUCUUUCGCUUGCUCUUGCCACGCUUUCUGGCAGCGUCCUUCGCUUACCAAUCGCUGAGGAGCACGAUGCUUGUAUGGGUGCUUACAUUAGCUAAUGACGUUAUGGCAAUGCAUCCUCGCGCUAUGUUACGUGAAGAACGAUCUGAUGCUAGCCAAUUAAUGUAACCAUAAUCUGAUGAAGAAAAAGAACAGGAUUGAUUAUCCAAAUAAACAGCACAUGCUGCAUGUUUUUUUCUGACUAGCUAGUUUGGCUCAUGGGAGUUUUACUUACAUGAAAAUGUUCUGAGGCCAGAAGGAAAAAUGACUGGUUCAGAGAGAUAACCAAUUAGGUUGUACAGGUGGUGGGCCCAAGCAACUAGAGGAGGCAGGACCAACCAAUCAGAUGUCUUGGAAAGACUGAUUUUGCCAACUUGCCUUCCAAAAACAAACUUGAGGUAAAAUGAGUCAUGGGACUGAUCUCAUUUGGCAAGGAUGCAACUGAUGUGUCCUUGAUAUCUGAGAUGGAGCAAGACCAACAUCAGUCCUCGUGUACUUGUGUUCUAAGUAUUUGAACUGGUCUUCAGCAAUGGAAGAUGAUGCAAAACGGGUACACAAGAACACAGAUACGGUCACAUAUUGUGAUUCACCCUUGGUCCUGCCUCCUCUAGUAGCUUUGACCCACCUCCUCUACCACCUGAUUGGUUAUUGCUGUAAACCAAUCAUUUUUUCUUCUGCACACAGAAGAUUUUUGUUUAAGUGAAACUCCCACAGGCGCUAAUUUGGGAUUCUGUGACUGCUGUCUAAGCGUCAUCGAGUUUGCCCCAGCCGCAGUGGGGACAGUGGCAGCAUCGGGCGAGGCGAUGGUGCGUUUUGGGAAGGAGCACUCGGUACCUACCCCUCUGAUUCGACUCUAAUUCUGUACAGCUAUUUAAAUCAAAUUAACUCAGGUCUCAUUAUCAGUUUAAAAAUAACAAUAAAGAAGGAGUGAAGGAGUGCAUUCCAGCAUGUAAUAAGACUAUUAAAAAAGAGUUUUGUUAAGGAAAGUUUGAAAUGCUAUCUUAAAAGACUUGCAUAAAUAUGUGUUGUUUGUUAUUUAAAUUAAUAUUAUAUAUAUAUAUAUAUAUUUGCAGUGAUUUAGCAGAAAAAAUAGUAGAAUGUGCAGUAAAUGCAGUUAAUUUUUUAUUUAAUAAAUAUGCAGUUGUUGCAUCAUUCUGGAUCCAAAAUUGUGGUCUGUAAUGGAAAAAUAAACUAUGAAUUGCUUGAA